Messenger RNA from Paramecium tetraurelia, 324 nucleotides. RefSeq lists its product as uncharacterized. The transcript has 2 exons. The record is from RefSeq and is a predicted model, not a curated record. Lineage: Eukaryota; Ciliophora; Oligohymenophorea; Peniculida; Parameciidae.
AUGAGUACAAAGAGGACAACAAACACUCCACCCCAACUAAUUGGAGGCGCCCCAUUCUAUCUAGGCCCUCAUCACCCUCCUUUGCCUGCUGCCAAGACUCUGCAUUACCCCUUACCAAAUGAUCGUCAUCUUAAACCAAAAUUAUUGAACAUUCACAUCGAAUAGAGUGCUCCAAUGAUAGUUUUCAGCGAUUUGGGAGUCGGAAUAGAAGACAUGGGAUGGGGAGGUUGGAAAGCUGAGGAAGGAGAAUUGGAUCCAUGGGACGAAGCUUUGCUAAAUGAUGAUGUGAAGAAAUUAGAGGAGUUGGACAAACAAGCAUCAUGA